Molecule: messenger RNA, 1077 nt
Organism: Salvia hispanica
Lineage: Eukaryota; Viridiplantae; Streptophyta; Magnoliopsida; Lamiales; Lamiaceae
Source: RefSeq, a predicted model, not a curated record
AUGAUCAACCAUGUCUUGAAUUCACAUAGAGGUCGUCGAAUAAAAGAGUUGGUGGUGGACAUGCACAUCUAUGAAUGUGGCAAUUUUGAGAAAUGGUUCGAGUUUGCCCUAGCUAAGAAAGCUGAAAUAAUUCGGUUAUGUGGUAGGCUUCAUGACGAGGGUCCAUUUCUUAGACUUCCAAUUACAAAUGGAACUGAAUGCCUUAAAGAUUUGUAUCUAGGAUGCAUUAAAAUGACCGAUCAAGACUUUGAGCUUUUGAUUUCCAAUUGUCUUGCUCUUGAAUGUCUGAGAAUUAGAUCAUCUAUUGAGUUGCAAAAUGUCUCAAUUGUUGGCCAUUCUAAACUAAAGCAUGUUAGCUUAUUAUAUGUUUUGGAAGUUGAAUCCAUUGUGAUUCGCGACGCUACAAGCCUCAUUUCCUUGGCGAUCAAUUAUCUGAACACUAGAUGUGUCGUCCAACUGAGCAACAUUCCGAAACUUACCAAACUCAAUUUUGAAGAAAGCUCAAAUAAGCUCUUGCUUCUUGACCUCCUUAUCCAAAUUCCAUCUUGCAUACGCGACCAACUCCAACUAAUUUGCCUCUCAACUACAGAUAACUCUUCUUCUAUGUUUUCGGUGUAUAUGUAUGGUGAGUUGCCGUGGAUUGAUCUUGUAAAUAUAAAACAUCUAGAGUUGGUCCUUGAUAAGGGCGGGGCAGCGUACGUGCGUCAUUUGACUGAAGCAUGUAUUUCAUUAGAAAAACUUGUGAUAAGGUUUAUGGAUAUGCAGAGGGAAGAAGUUAUGGGCGUAAAUCAACUAGACAGAAGAUAUGUUGAAGGGAAUUGUGAGUUGUCGGUAAAGUAUUUGGAAAUCACUGGAUAUUUGGGUUUUUCAUGGCAAUGGCGAUUAGUUAUGUACGUCAUCAAUAGCGCCACAGCUUUUCAAAAACUUACUGUAGUGUGUUGCGAUCAAGAAGCAUUAGCUCGCGCAUGCCAUGAUUUUCAACACGCUCCCUCCGUUCACUACGUUACGGGUCCUAUUUUUAGAACACAUGCCGAGUUGUCCGAGUACUAUAGAGAGAAUAUGUGGUGGGCGGACUAA